CUGCUGGCCCUUUAAGACGCUCACUGUCGCCAUGGUUUCAAACAGGAAGUGUCUUUAGCAUGUCAGCAUCUGCGACUUCAAGCGUUUCAGUCUCGCUUUUAUUUGUUGUCGUCGGCUUUUACAAACCGCGAGUUCUCUCCGACAAAGAAAUAAGAUGAGUGCGAGCACAGAUGUCGUGGAGCCUGUGAACUGCACGGUCAAACCUGCCGUGUACCUGCACAUCGGGGACACCAAAGCAGACCCAGCUCACUCAGGUGUUUGCGUGGUAGACGUCAGCCUCCCCUUUGGAAAGCCUGUCAAUGUUGAGGAGAUCACCUUUAAGAACUACUACACAGCCUACGUGACGGUGCGGCUGCUGAGGAGGAGCCCCGGGCAGGAGGCCCCCGCCAAGUGGUGCACUGCUGUGAGAGACCUGCCUCUGAUGGACAACCCGCACACCGAGGGAGGCUCCCAGGACUACUACUCCAUUCACAGGACUCAGAUGCGGGUGGAGCCGGAUCACGUGGUGUCUGUGAGGCUGAUCCUGAGACAACCGUCCUCCGCCUGGCUGAGCUUCAUUCUGGAGGAGAUCAGAAUCUACCCCCACGUGGAGCCGGACCCGGAGAAGGAGGUGUCUGAUUGGCUGUCUGACCUGACCCUGGGUGACCAUCACCCUGACUUGCAGGGCCUCCCAGACCCCCAGACCGUCUCAUCCAGCAUCCAGCAGAUGUGGGCUCUGACUGAGGUGAUGCAGACCAACCAGACCACAGCCUCCAUCGGACGCUUCGACGUGGACGGAUGCUACGAUAUCAACCUGCUGUCCCUGACCUAACGCGGCCUCGGCGUCCCGACGGCUGACGGACGACGUGAGGGCCGCAGACGAGGCAGCGAUGACGAACGAAACCAGAGGAAAAGCGUUCAGUACGUGUUGCCUCGCUGAUUUCCUUUCUGUACUUCCUGUUUGCCUGUCCUCGUCAGAACUGGAACAUCCAUGCUGUUCACACUCAGCCUUUGUUGCGGUGUGUGUGCUUUACUUAAGUGAAAAUGUGUUUAUGCGUGAGAACGUUAAUCCUUUCACGAGUUUUGUGCGGCUCUUGUUGCCACUCAGUGGAAACGUGAGCAGUUAUAAAACCCGUGUGUUCGUCGUGGAUCAUCGAGCUGAGAGAAUAAACUCCCUCAGGUGCUUCUGAAACGACGCCAGCCGCUCAUCUCAUUUUACUGAAAGUGCAGGAUUGAAGUGUGGGUUGUCCUGAGGGUCCCUGAACGGUGCUGACGAGUGUGAUCUUCUCACACUUAAGGAUCAGCUGUCAGUGUUGUGUUGAGACGUAAACCGUGUAAACUGUAUUUUAAUGUGGGCUGAGCUAGUCAGGCAGUCAGCAGCUCAGUGUGUAGUUAGUGAAGCUGGACUGCUGGGGGCGCUGUGCUACGCCACUCUGACACCUCAACAGUUUGUGUGUGUCUAUGUGUGUGCAGAUGAAUAAAAGAAAAUGAUAAUAACAGAGAA
Molecule: messenger RNA, 1483 nt
Organism: Scatophagus argus
Lineage: Eukaryota; Metazoa; Chordata; Actinopteri; Scatophagidae
Gene: nicn1
Product: nicolin 1
Exons: 7
Coding region: 155-811 (218 amino acids)
Cellular component (GO): nucleoplasm
Source: RefSeq, a predicted model, not a curated record